This is a messenger RNA of Tachyglossus aculeatus (Australian echidna), 657 nucleotides long. RefSeq names its product translation initiation factor IF-2-like. The transcript is spliced from 5 exons. NCBI's taxonomy places the organism in Eukaryota, Metazoa, Chordata, Mammalia, Monotremata, Tachyglossidae. The coding region runs from base 1 to 657 and encodes 218 amino acids. The record is from RefSeq and is a predicted model, not a curated record.
AUGGCGCCCCGGUCCCGUCCGGUCCCCGUCGUGGGCCGCGGCUCGGCCGGCCCGGGGGGGCGGGGCCCCGCCGCUCCCCUCGCGGCCAAUCGGCGGCCGGCCCGGGGCGGAGUGACCGGGGGCCCGCCCAAUGGGCGCCGGCCCCCGCUCCCCGGGCCACCAAUCGGGUGGGGCCCUUGGGGCGGGACCGCGCCUCUCGGGGAGGGCGGGGGGCGCGCCGGCACCGGACGGGCCCUGCACCCCGAAGGGAAGCAGAGGGGCCGACCGGGGAAAGCACCGGGCCUAUUGCGAGGCGGCUGGCAGGAGGUUAACAGCUUUGCGCAGCCUCCUCUCUGCCCGUGGAGGCGGCCGGAGGCAGGGACGGCGCUGUUGAAGAUCCUCUGCCCGGCUGAGCCCAUCAACAUCCCUGGAAGGCCCCUGAGCUGGGAGAAGAGCCCAAGGGGGCACUGGAACUCGGGGAAAUCGAGCCCCCCCAAGGGGCCCAAACAAGGGUCCGAGGCACAGGCCGCUGCCGCUCCCUGGCCGACAUCCCCCUCCCCCGACGUCGAGGAGCCCCCGUGCCGGGGGACUGAGCCUGCCGGGCCAGCGGAGCCAUGGGGAAAGACCCCAGUGAUCGCAAACCCUCAGCGUCCCCGUGAGGAGGCUCUGAACCCCUGA